Molecule: messenger RNA, 3583 nt
Organism: Strongylocentrotus purpuratus (purple sea urchin)
Lineage: Eukaryota; Metazoa; Echinodermata; Echinoidea; Camarodonta; Strongylocentrotidae
Exons: 13
Coding region: 221-1999 (592 amino acids)
Biological process (GO): cobalamin transport
Molecular function (GO): cobalamin binding
Source: RefSeq, a predicted model, not a curated record
AGAUGUCAAGUAAUUCUUCGUGGAAGUACUCACGGAAGUACAAGCAACAAAUGUUGAAACAGGGCGUUUUAUAUCCUAUAUAACUAUUAUGUGCUCUUGCGAUCUUCAGAAAGUUUAGCUUACCACUUGCAACUAGUCAUUUCUGUUCAGAAGUUAUUGCUGCUGUUGCUGCUGCUGUUUCUGCUGUUCUUAUCCAGGCUCAUCCUCGAAAUAAGACAUAAUGACCCUCUUAAUGAAAUUGAUGACUGUGGCCUGUAUCGCCUUUAUCUUCUCCAUUGGAUGCGUGCAUGGUCACGAUGGUGCACACGCAUUCGAGUGUGAAGCCCUCCCUGGCGGUGAGGUCCCUAAGAUAACCAACUUUAUCUCGGCCGACAACAGCAUCAACGGCACGACUAUAUGUAUGAUGCAAUAUGAGGUGCCACAAGGGGCAAACCUGUGGCAAGGCAUGAUAGCAGCUAAUCAGCAACAAGGAGAUAACUUCACCUACAUGGCAAAUUUGAAUUCUGAGUACGGCCACUUCAUUACCACCAUAAACGGUGUCACAGCGGCUGAUGGUUAUUUCUGGGCAAUCUUCGAUGGAGAAGGUAUAGCGACUCCUGUUGGCGUAGACGCUUUAGUCCUGGAAGAUGGCGAUUCAUACAUUUUUAAUUACAUGUACUACAAUGCCAGUAGUCCUACUAUCGCAAACUACACAGGCCCAUGCUUGAAUGCACCCGUCAUCCCUGCUAACAUGCCCCUGACGUAUCUCAGUACGUUCAUCACGGUCGCAGACGACAACACAGAUAAUGUGAAGGCGGGAACAAACUUUGAACCGGUCUGCAAUCAGCUGGUACUCUUCGACCAAUCACAGCCAUCAUUGUAUGACGUCAUGAUGCUGGUCAACAAUCAGAUCCCAUUGGAUAUAAGAGUAACACUGGAUACCUCAAACAUGACUGUGAUGACACUGAACGACAUCACUAACCAAGGAGGGUAUGCCUGGACUCCGUUCAACGUCAAAACUAACAUGAAACUACCUAGAGAUCUCUCUAUGACCCAGCUGUCUGAUGGUGAUCAGAUUCGAUUCGUCUUCGCCGAAGUCAAUGAUGAGGCCGAAGUCAAUGAUGACGACGAAGGAGAUGAAUUCGAGUGUGAAGCCCUCCCUGGCGGAGAGGUCCCUAAGAUAACCAACUUUAUCUCGGCCGACAACAGCUUCAACGGCACGACUAUAUGUAUGAUGCAAUAUGAGGUGCCACAAGGGGCAAACCUGUGGCAAGGCAUGAUGGCAGCUAGUCAGCAACAAGGAGAUAACUUCACCUACAUGGCAACUGUGCAUCCUAUCUACGGCCACUUCAUUACCACCAUAAACGGUGUCACAGGGGCUGCUGGUUAUUUCUGGGCAAUCUUCGAUGGAGAAGGUAUAGCGACCCCUGUUGGCGUUGACUGGUUAGUCCUGGAAGAUGGCGAUUCAUACAUUUUUAAUUACAUGUACGCUCCUCCUUACAACGCCAGUAAUCCUGAUCAUGUUAUCGCAAACUACACAGGCCCAUGCUUGAAUGCACCCGUCAUCUCUGCUAACAUGCCCCUGACGUAUCUCAGUACGUUCAUCACGGUCGCAGACGACAACACAGAGAAUGUGAAGGCGGGAACAAACUUUGAACCCGUCUGCAAUCAGCUGGUACUCUUCGACCAAUCACAGCCAUCAUUGUAUGACGUCAUGAUGCUUGUCAACAUGCAGAUCCCAUUGGAUAUAAGAGUUACAGUGGAUACCUCAAACAUGACUGUGAUGACACUGAACAACAUCACUAACCAAGGAGGAUAUGCCUGGACUCCGUUCAACGUCAAAACUAACAUGAAACUACCUAGAGAUCUCUCUAUGACCCAGCUGUCUGAUGGUGAUCAGAUUCGAUUCGACUUCGCCGAAGUCGAAGACGACGAGGACGAUGAUAUGUCAUCUGGAGUAGAGACCACGAUGUCGGUCAUCUUGCUUCUCUCAUCUGUCUUCAUGGCUUUCUUCAUCUAGGGAAUUUUCGAACAAGAGAUAUUUCCAGCAGAGAAAUUUAUAUCUUCGCGUACACUAGCACAAAAAAAGAGAAUCAAAAGGUUUUAUAUCUGUAGAGAAUAUAAAUUAUGUAUUUUGAAGAGAAAUUCACAAUUUCCUUCCUUCAUUAUCAGUACAAUAUGAUCAAAACAGAGAUCAUUUUAGUCGAUAAAUGAAAACAUAGAAGGAGCAAAUCUGGAAACAAGUAUUGCGUUGGGAAAACCCAUUAAAUAUAAAUUUAUAUUUCUUAAUCACAAAAGAAGUUGAAAUUUCGAUAUAGGUCUCAUUUUUGCAUACCAUCCCUCUAUUUCAGUUUUAUCGUUUCCUUUUUUUUUCAUUCCUAGAUUGUCUUCGUCUUUCAUUCCACUCUUUCUGUUAUAUUCAUAUGCAUUAUGUAUUGAAUUGAGUUGCACAUUAUUGUACAAAUCGCUUUGAUAUUUUCCUAUAAUUCAUAAAGAAGGAGAGCCAUUUUUAUAAAGAUUUGUAUUAAGAAAUUAUCGAUGUAUCUAUAACUUUACGAUUCCCGUCCGGAAUUCAUGACCUAAAAACAGAUGCACUCUGAGACAAGUAGAGAAAAGAUUUACCCAGUAAUCUGCGGAACAUGCAUGUUGGUUGGGUGAAAUUAUACGCAAAGUCUGGAAUAAUCUACUUAAUAUACUAGAGUCUGUGAUGCCCCCUCCAUUGAUUAAUUAUAGAGUAGAUUAAAUUUAAAGUAACAUAUUUUCUCAUCCUAUCAUAGUUACAGUAACUGUACUCGUAGCCGUAUGUAGCAUAUUGUAAAUUUAAUAUCAUUCUUUGUAAAGUAAUUAAGUAUUGUAGAAUUUAUGUAAAAUUAUUUCCUGGUUUUUGUAAAAAUGUAUUUCGUAGUUAUAUUUUUGUAUUUUAUCUAAUGUAAAACGCAUCGAAUUUUAUUAUGUAAUGAGCUAUAUAAAUGUAACAUAUUAUUAUUAUCAUCAAUGUUUUAAAAACCAAGAUUGGGUAGAAUUUACCCUACAACCAUGCAUGUUCCCAUUUUACCCAAUGUUAGGUAAAUCUUACCCGCUUUAUUUAGAGUGGUCAGCGGCUGUUUAGCGUAUGAAUGACGGUCAUUUAUGAUGGGCAUUUAAAAAAUGUAUCUAUUCUUUCUGCAAAUCAUUUACUCAGAGAUACAACUAUUGCAUGCUCCGGUAUUCAGUGUAACAAAAUAUAUGAACCGACAAUUAAAAAAAUUCAGAGUGAUAUUAAAUUUCGCCGGGGUCGCAAGCCAAGGUUGAAAUCUAAUGGCACGAGGAAAAUUCUUAAUUUGGAGGUGAAUUUAUGUUAUAUUGAACAACGAAAUGCAAUAUUUUUGUUUUUAUAAAAUUAAGGGUACUUGUAAUCUUUUGAAAUCAGGCCCUCUCUAUUACAUUAAGGUUGCAUUCGCGUCAGAUGGGUACGCAUAAGAGAGGUACGCAGUCUAAAUCGCCUUUAUUCGUGUUUUACCUUGCCAAAAAAGGAUUGUAUAUCUACUGCACACUCGUGAAACGUAACAAAUUGUUGAGUGUCACGUGACUCUUUUUCAGCAAAUAAAAUACUCGAUAAUAAAUA